AACAUUCUGACAGCUAUAGGAGAAGUUUAUGUUUUUUUUGUUGCAAAUAUUGGUAUUUUUAUACUUUUUUCAAUUUAAUAAACAAAAAAAGAAAAUUACAUAUUGUUUUUCUAAAUUAACGUAAAUAAUAUAAAUUUUAAAUGUGUGUUUUUUUUUUUGUUGUCACAAAUAUGUUUUAGUAAAUUAAUACAUAUGUUGUAUUGUUAAACUAUCGUGUAUAUAUUUUCCUGUAGUAAUUGUCAACUCAUGGUCUCAAGGAAAAAACAUUGCAUAACAAGAUAAAAUGGACACUUUCGAUGUCACUGAUAAAAACAGCUGGUAUUUUGGACCUAUGUCUCGUCAAGAUGCUACGGAAGUGUUGAUGAAUGAACGUGAGCGUGGAAUAUUCUUAGUUCGUGAUAGUAAUACAAUAGCAGGCGAUUAUGUUUUGUGCGUAAGGGAGGACACCAAAGUUAGUAAUUACAUUAUAAAUAAAAUACAGCAAAAUGACCAAAUAGUUUAUCGUAUCGGAGAUCAAUCAUUUGAAAAUUUACCAAAACUUUUAACAUUCUACACAUUACACUAUUUGGAUACAACACCAUUGCGUAAGCCGGCACCAAAAAAAAUAGAACGAGUUGUGGGGAAGUUUGAUUUUGAUGGCAGUGAUCAAGAUGACCUACCAUUUAGACGCGGUGAAAUAUUAACAAUUGUCAGAAAGGAUGAAGAUCAGUGGUGGACGGCUAAAAAUUCUAUAGGACAAAUCGGACAAAUUCCUGUACCUUAUGUUCAAAAGUACGACGAAAAUAUAGAUGACAAUUUAUUGGAACGACCUUCUUCGGGUAGCAGCAGUAAUUGUGGCAGUAGCAAUAGUAUCAUUAGACAACCAAGAGUUUUAUCUGGCAGCGCCGAUACUGUUCCAACAGCCUCAUCAAUACACCAGUUAAGCAAUACUUUAAAAAAAUCAGACUUAAAUCGAAAAUUGCCAGCAUUUGCUCGGGUUAAGCAGGCUAGAGUACCCAAUGCGUAUGACAAAACCGCUUUAAAAUUGGAAGUGGGCGAUAUAAUAAAAGUCACCAAAACUAAUAUCAAUGGUCAAUGGGAAGGAGAGCAUAAAGGCAAAAAGGGUCACUUUCCAUUUACACAUGUGGAAUUUAUAGACGAAAGUGAAUUUAACAAUAAGGAUUGUACGCCACCACAGUCACAAUUAGUUGAAGGACAUACGAUAAAUAACACCGAUUGGGGCGAAUAAACAUUAGUUGGCUUAAUUUAACAUAUUAAAUGCAAAACACUUUUUCGAAAAUGGGAAAUCAUAUAAAUAUUACGUAAAACCAGUUAAGUUUUAAUCAGAUAAUUUGGUCACAUUCGCAUCAAUCGUGUUCUUUUCUAAUUCCUUAUUUACAAACACUAUACUUACAUCAAAUCUCAUUCAGCAUUAUAAAUAAUAAUUUGUAAAUAAUAAUACCUUUAUUAAAAUUUAUAUUAUGAAAUAGUUGUUAUACCAUAACAAACAUACUUCAACGAUAAACAAAUUUUACAUACAUACAUAUUUACUUUAUUAUGAACUUUAAUGUUAAAAAUAAUCUUUAAAAACUGUUUUUCACAAUUAGUUCAUUUUAUUUAUUAUUUAGCCUCAAGCUAUCACCACAAUGGCAAUGUUUCCACUAGUAUUGUUUAAUAAAUAGUUUAUUUAUUGUAUAAAAA
Molecule: messenger RNA, 1680 nt
Organism: Calliphora vicina (urban bluebottle blowfly)
Lineage: Eukaryota; Metazoa; Arthropoda; Insecta; Diptera; Calliphoridae
Gene: Crk
Product: Crk proto-oncogene, adaptor protein
Exons: 7
Coding region: 284-1228 (314 amino acids)
Biological process (GO): cell migration; signal transduction
Molecular function (GO): receptor tyrosine kinase binding; signaling adaptor activity
Source: RefSeq, a predicted model, not a curated record